Molecule: messenger RNA, 1227 nt
Organism: Cotesia glomerata
Lineage: Eukaryota; Metazoa; Arthropoda; Insecta; Hymenoptera; Braconidae
Product: CDAN1-interacting nuclease 1
Exons: 6
Coding region: 106-945 (279 amino acids)
Source: RefSeq, a predicted model, not a curated record
UAUAACCUAAAAAAAAAAGUAAACAGGGUUUUCGCGUGUUUAUGUAUAAUUUUUAGAUAGAAAAUUAAUUGUAAAUUGUGCAUAAAAUUAAAUAAAAUUUUCAAAAUGAAAAGAGAAUUGUUUUAUGAAAUUGUAAAAGAUAUUGCAAAAUUUCAAGGAUUGACUCGUGAUUGUGCUGACUUAUUAAUAAGAAAAUACGUAGAUGUUUCGCCAAAUGCUAUUCACAGUAUUUUAUCUGCAGAGAUUAUGCAGAAAAUGAAAACAUGUAGGAAUAAAUUACAUGGGAUUCGAUAUAACCAUUAUGGAAAUUACGAGAAAGCAAGAAAGGAUGGAGAACGUCCAGGAAUAAUAGUGAGAAUGGCUGCAAAGGCAAAUUUACCACCAGCUCUUUUAGCUCGUGUUAUUUUAGAGCGCCAUUUUCAAAGUACCAAUAAAAAAUUUUCUCGAGGUGAUAUAUCACAACUUAUGAAAGACACUACACGUAUCCAAGAUGUUGAUUUGGCUUAUGAAAUAUAUUUGUGUGUGUUAUACGACGACAGGAAUGGACUUAUAUCGGACUCAGUGUGUUUAGCGAUUGGUAAUGAAUAUGAAGCAAAAUUGCAGUAUUACCUGGAUCAGUGCAAUGCAUCAUAUUCAACUGAAGAUGAUUUAAGAGCACGCGGAUAUGACAAAACCCCAGACGUUAAACUUGAAAUUCCCGUGGCUGUUGAUGGUUUUAUAAUUAAUUGGAUUGAAUCAAAAGGACGUUUCGGAUCACCGGAUAUUCAUAAAACCCAUGUUAAAGAACAAUUUUUAAGUUAUUGGAAUCGUUUUGGUCCAGGUCUUGUUAUCUAUUGGUUUGGAUUUGUUGACGAUAUUGCUGAAGCGAAUGAAAAAAAAUUCAUUAUCAUGGAUCAUUUCCCUGAAAAUAUCGUUCAUAUGAACCCAACCAUACCGGAGUUAUAAUUUGUAAUUAUAUUUAUUUCGAAUAAUUAAUUUUAAUUUAUGACAUAACUUCAACGUAUUUUAACUGUAAAUAAUUAUUAAUUUUUUUUUUUACUGAAAUUUCCAAUAUUCACAAUAACUGUGAAAUUUUUAAUAACUGACGUUAAUUUUGAUUGUAAAAUGACAAACAUAUCAUUACAGGGGGGAUGGAAUUGUAAAUUUUACUCGAAUUCUAUUUUAUAAAAAUAAAUUAUUAAUAUACAAAGACUUAAUUGUAAAUUUCUAUAAAGUUAUGCUUAUAAU